UGUCCGCCCCGCCUGCGCUCUGACCCGUCCGUCUGUCUGCCCCUUCAGGUGUGGUGUGAGACCAACCUGCGGCGGUGCAUCAGUAAGUUCCACCGCUUCGUCUGCGACUCCUGCGACAAGGCGUUCCCGCUGCGCUCCGCCCUGGACCUCCAUAAGACCGCCUCCCACUCGGACCGACCCGCUGAGGCCGCCGAGAAACCGAAGGAGAACGGCGAGGAACGUCAGGAAGCGGGGAAGCCGCCGUCAGAGCAGAGCGGCUUCCUGGAGGCCCUCGGCCUGCAGCACGUGUCCAAGGUGAAGUCUGGUCCGACCGACGACGAGAUCCAUCAGGCCCACCUGGACAGCAUCAAGGUGAUCCACGUGGAGCCGCCGUCCUUCAGCCUCCCCCAGGAGCCGGCCGCCGCCCAGGCCUUCCUGUCCGGCGGCGGCCUGGGCGUGGCGCUGGGUCUGGGCGGCCUGGCGGCGCUCAGCAUCCCGCUGCUGGAGGCGUCCGGCUCCGCCCUGCAGGGCCUGUCGCACCGCGACGCCCUCAGCCUGCUGUCGCUGCAGCCCUUCCAGGCCGGCUUCCUGCUGCAGCCUGAGGGGGGCGCCGCCACCGCCGGCGCCGCCAGCUGCAAACCAGGAGAGUCCGGCGGCUCCGGCGUCAUGGAGCUGGCCGACAUCCAGCAGAUCCUCAAGGUGGCCGCCGCCGCGCCCAACCAGAUGGGGCUGCCGCCGCUGGCCAAGGCGCCGGGCUUCACAGGUCAGCUGCUGGGUCAGAAGGCGAUGCCGCCGCUGAAGCCCAAGCCUCCCAUCAGCCCCCGCUCCAGUCUCAGCAGCACCACCCCUCCGCCGCUGCAGAGCUCCCAGCAGGCCUCCCUGGGCUGCAUCAGCCCCAGCCUGCCUCCGCCCACUCCCUCCAUCUUCAAGACGCCCUCCUCCUCCUCGGCGGGGGGCGGGGCUCAGAUGGAGGCCGAGUCGAUGGGCGACGCCAACACGCCGCUCUCCGACUCGCCGCCCGUCGCCACCACGCCACUCCAGGAGGAGGCGGGGCUAAGCGUCAGGAAGGCGGGAGGCAAAGCGGGGAGCGCCGCCGCCUCGGCUAAAGGCUCGUUCCCCUGCCGCUUCUGUGACCAGGUGUUCGCCGUCUCCGGCGCCCUGCAGGCCCACAUGCGCUUCCACCUCGGCAUCCUGCCCCACCAGUGCAACAUGUGCGACUACGUGGCGCCGGACAAGGCCACGCUGAUCCGCCACCUACGCACGCACAGCGGCGAGCGGCCGUACGUCUGCCGCAUGUGCCACUACCCUUUCACUGUCAAGGCCAACUGCGAGCGCCACCUCAGGAAGAAACACGCCAAGACGUCCAGGAAGGACAUCGAGAAGAACAUCAAGUACGUCACCUUCAGCAGCGGCGCCGGCAUCACCGCGGCGACCACCACGCAGGAGUCGGAGGCGGGCUGCGAGACCACCUGCCGGUUCUGCGGCGAGGACCUGAAGACGUACCGCGCGCUGCAGAUCCACCUGCGCACGCACAACGGCUGCCAGAGGAAGCCGUUCGAGUGCCGGCGCUGCGGCGCCGCCUUCCUGGCCAAGCGGAACUGCAUCCACCACCUGCUGAAGCAGCACCCAGAGGUCCAGGAGCGCGAGAUCGAGGGCCACAUCACCACGCUGCUGCCGUCAACCGCCGCCGGCGCCGUGCUGAACGGCCUGGGAGCGGUGAAGGCGGAGGAGCUGCUGUACCCGGCGGAGCUCGACCAGCCACUCGACUUCUCCGCCAAGGGGCGGGGCAGCCGGACGGCGUCUCCGGCCAUCAAGACGGAGAACGCCUCGCACGGCUUCGACAGCGUCGACCCGGACCAGCCCAUCGACCUGUCCAUCCCCAGCAAGCGUCAGCGCCGGGAGACCGGCGGCGGCACAGAGCUGAAGACGGAGCAGAGCGCCACCGUGGAGCAGCAGCUCGCUGCGUCUCCAGAGGAGAAGGCUGCGAGCGGCGUUCUUCCUGUGCAAGCUCCGCCCCCGCCGGGCUGCUACCAGCCGCCUCCCGCCGCCGGCCGGGCGCAGCGCCUCAAACCGCUGCUGCCCAAGCCCGCCGCCUCCUCGCCGCCCUCGGUGAAGGACCUGGCGCCGCUGGCCUCCAUCGCUCAGAUCAUCAGCUCCGUGUCCGCAGCGCAGGGCAUGCUGGACGGCGCCGCCCAGACCGCAGCGUCGUCCUCGCAGCUCGACGCCGAAGCCUCCGGACCCGCCGCCCUGGACCCGCCCAGCGACGACGUGUCCGACGGAUCGUCCAGGCGGCGGGCGCGCAAGAAGCCGGCCGCUCUGGCGUCGAGGGAGAAGGCAGCGAGCGGCGGCAUCGACCUGGAAUCCAGCGGAGAGUUCGCCAGCGUGGAGAAGAUGCUCGCCACGACCGACGCCAACAAGUUCAGCACCUACCUGCAGACCGGGGCGGCCGAGCCGGUGAAGAGGCCCGAGACGGCGCCAGCGGCGAUGGAACGAGCCGCCAGCGCCGGAGGGGAAGAGAGGGAGGGCCGGGCGAGUGAGGAGGGGAAGCCGGCGGCGGCCAUGACAGUUCCUCAGUCUAAAGGAAAGAAGAACGCCUACUCCAACUCGGUCCAGAAGAUGACCUGCCCGUUCUGCCCGCGCGUGUUCCCCUGGAUGAGCUCGCUGCAGAGACACAUGCUAACGCACACAGGCCAGAAGCCGUUCCCGUGUCCGCGCUGCGACGCCUUCUUCUCCACCAAGUCCAACUGUGAGCGCCACCUGCUGCGCAAGCACGGCGUGACGCACCGGACGCUGCGGCGCAACGGCGCCAUCGUGAAGAAGGAGGGGGAUGACGGCUCGCACGAGAGCGCCGAGAGCCAAUCAGAGACGGAGCAGCUGCCACCAGAAUCCAAGGACCUCGCCCCAGAAUCAGGCCCCGCCUCCACGGUCAACAGCCCCGCCCACUCUGACAUCACUCCGCUAAGCCCCACCCCCAAAGCAAGCCAAGGCUGCAGUCCACCUGCAGAACAAGACACAGAAACCAGUGAGCAGCCUGACCUACAGGGGGCGCCAGAGACCAAAGGAGCAGCAGCAAAACAGCCUCCGCAGAGCAGCAAGGCCGACAACACGGACGACGACGACUGCCACAGCAACAAGAGUCUCGACCUGAACUUCGGCAAGAAGCUCAUUGACUUUAAGCUCUCCACUUCCUCCUCAAGCUCCGCCCCUCAAGAAGAGCCACGCCCCCCGACUCCUUCAGCCGCGCCCCAGGACGCCCCGGAGGUCCCCGAAGACCAGGACAAGCCGGCGUCCUCCUCUUCCUCGGCCAGCAGCCCAGCAGGGAGGCAGCAGCCCGACUACAAACACGUCUGCCGGGUUUGUACCAAGAGUUUCCGCUACGCAACGACUCUGGCUCGCCACGAGAGGGCGCACCUCUCAGAGGAGGAGCAGGCGGCGGCGGUGACGGAGGAGGAGGAGGGACCUUCACCUGCGAAGGAGGAGGAAGAGGAGAGCGGAGCUGCUGAGCCGGAGGAGAAGGAGGGGGAGAUGGAGGAGGAUGAAGGAGGAGAGCGGGAAGGAGAGAGCGACGGAGGCGAGAGCGGAGAGUCGGAGGAGGAGGAGAAGGAGAAGGAGGAGAGGAGCGACGAAGAGGCGUCGGAACCAAAGAACAACGAGGGAGGAAGGGUGGACAAGAGGAAGAAGAUCUGCACCGAGUGCGGGAAACGAUUCUGGUCUCUGCAGGACCUGACGAGACACAUGAGGUCACACACAGGCGAGCGGCCCUACCAGUGCCAGACGUGCGAGCGGACCUUCACCCUGAAGCACAGCCUGGUCCGCCACCAGCGGAUCCACCUGCGGCCGCGCGGCGCCGACGGCGACGCCAGCGAGGACGGAGACUCCUGCGCCCCCACCCCCACCUCCACCUGCCCGCCGUCAGAGAACGAGAGCGAGUGCGGCAGCGGCACUGCGGGGGCCAAGGAGCUGGAGGAGGAGGAGGACUCCAAGGAGGAGGUCGAAGGUCAGCGGGAGGGUUCCGGGUCGGCGGGGGAGGAAGACGUGGAGAAACGGUCCGACCCGGCCGCGCCGCCCUGCGCCGACCCCCACCAAGCUACUGAAUCAAAGACGAGCACCAGCACCGACUCACCCGCACCACCAGACGGCGCCAAAGAUCCCGCCAGCCGCCCAGCAGGGGGCGCCGCGGCAGACGGCUUCGUCCAGGGGCUGCUGGAGAUCCACAGCACGCCGCCGCUGGAGCGCCGGCUGCCCAACGGAGAGCCCCCCCUGGUGGGCGUGGACUGACCCUUCACCGCAGUGCCAUACGACCGAAGGACGACGAUGAUGAUGAUGAUGAUGAUGCAAAAAGCAGCGCCGGAAAUCUUCUCCCGAAAGACAGAACCUCGUUUUCUUGAAGUGCCUUACUACUAGUCCGACUUCUAAAGAUGUUUUUGUUGCUAUAUCUUUAUCUGCGUUAUUCCGGAGGAUGGAUCUAAAUUUUUAUAGCUUUUUAUGAUGACAGUGAUUUACUAUUUUUGUGCGGGAAAUCUAUAUUUCAGCAAUAAAAAGAUUAAAUGAUUACGAUUUAUUGUUCUAGAUUUGUGUUUUGAGAAUCGAUGAUCAACCUGGAGACGCGGACGGACUUGGGAACUGUUCGGGUCGAACCGGAGCGGCGACGGACUUCUGCCGCUCCGGUUUGAACAUCAUGCUUCAGAUUUAGACUGAAUAAAAUGGCGCCUGGCGGCGGGACUGAGGACAGCUGUUGUAACUGGAAACCCGCCGGUUUGACUCCCAUCUGCUGGCUCAUGGAAACCUUCAGACUGACCUGGGGGGGGCGCCGUCGGUCCUGGUUAAAGCCAUCACACUACCCCCCAGAGGCGUUUCUCUCAUCAUGAUUCUCAGUUGAUUCCAGGCCGCCGUGCGCCGCCGCCGUGCGCCGCCGCGCCGCUCUCUGCAUGUUUGCAUUCAUAUUUAGGUGUUUCGGGGGCUUCUCGUUUUGUGGAUUUUCUUUUUUUAACUGAACAAAUUGAAAGUUUUUGUGUUUUUGAGUGUGAAUGUGAGCGUGUCUCUGGCCGGUCUCUCAUCGUCGCCCCCUAGUGUUUGUUUUUAGGGUAACUCGCAGGGCCUCCGGCAUGCUAACACGUAGCGGCACUAACACCUGUUCCAGGUUCAGUUUACCUCAACUUUUGCUUUUUAACUGAAGCUGUUAGCGCAGCUCCGGACGCAGCCCUGAAAAUCCAACGUCUUCCUCCCGGGUCGCCCGGUUAGACCGAGGCGGCCGCCGCUAGCGGGCGCUAACGGCCGCUAACAGGCGCUAACGAGCGCUAACUUGUCGGAGGUGUUUCUGGGCUCAGACAGACGCUGUGUGUAGCUGACUUCCAGCUCCGUGUCUCAGAACGGGACGACACUAGAUCGGUGUAGCAUCAUCCAGACAAUCUGACCUGCAGCUCAGCUAAACCUGCAUUUACUCCCCUACAGUAUUAUCGUCUGUCUGGUGUUUUCUGGGCUUCAUCUCCUCUCUGAGGAUCCGCCUCCACGCGUAUUUCCUUUGGAAGCGUCUGAACUUUACAGCUGACCCUAAAGGUCUUCGGCUGAGCAUUAGAGACAAUCAUUGGUUUCCAGAAGGAUAGGUGACGGCGGACGGGCUUAUAAAGAAUAAAACAGGUUGGUGUGAACACCGAAACCUGCUGCACAUGUUCUUAAAGGGCUAGACGUCCAUUAGCACCAGCCUUAGCAGAGGGACGGUAGCCUGGCUGUUUCUUCUUUUCUUGCUUGUGUAGAAAACUUUGCUUCUUGUACAUUUUUCUUUUUUAAUAUUAGAUGACCUCAUAAGCAAAUCAAACCUCAGUGGCUUAUAUUGGAACUGUAAGGCGGUGAUGGUCGGUCGUUUAGAGGCGAAUCCAGGAUGAUUAGAGAAGUGGAGCCGCUCCGAUUGGCUCAUCGCUGCCCUGAACCGGCACUAACGUUUUCCAAACCUACUACCAGCUCCUCUGUUCGUACUACUAACUACAGUCAGGAGAGAAAGGCUCGGCCUCUUGAGCCGCUUCUGCAGCAAACAACUGGACUUUAUUAAAAAACUUCUUAUGUUCAACCAUUAAUCAGGUAUCUGAAACUUAAAACAGCUGUUCAGUUAUAAUUUUCUACCUGAGGUUGCUAACACCAGCUAGCGAGCUGCUAUGAGCUUCUUUAGCUAAUUUGUUGCUUACUCUUUAUGCUAAUAUUUAAAAAAGCUAAAUAAAAUCCAAAUGGGAUGUUUUCAGUUUGAUUUUUGAUUAAUUGAUGAUAAGAAAAUAGUUUGAUGGGUUUUAGUCAAGAUGCUAACAGGCUAAUAGGCUAACAGGCUAACAAGUCGCUGUUUCUUUUUAGUUUUCUGUCAGAUUUGAGCCAAAACUUCGAUCAGUUUUUCUUUCAUCAUGAUUUCAUCAGAUUCUGUUUGAUGAAAUUUACCCAAACAUGUAACUUUGUUGAUGCUAGCAGUGCUAAGGGAUAAAAGCUGUUUUAUUGGCUAAUGUUUCCCGCAGUAGAAAGUUUUCUGAAUAAUGUCUGAAAUUUUUCAUUUUUUUCCGGAUUAUCGCAGAUUAAAAGAACUAAAAACUAAUUUGCCGAGACCCAAAGCAAACUAGCUGAACUGUUACUAAAACAAUAAAUGUUUGUGUUUAGGAAGGAAAUAUGGGUUUUUAUUAAUUAUUUUUCUUUCUAAAACUACUUUGCAGAGAGUAAUUGAUGUUUUAAAUCUUAGUGAAUAUGGGACAUGGCUAAUUGGCUAAUAGGCUAAUUGGCUAAUAGGCUAACUCCCCUUCACUGAUGCUAAGAAGGGAAAAAUUUCUGUAACUUUUUAUCAGAGAUGAAAUAAAAUUAUCACCAAAUUAUUUGCAAAAUGUGCAAAUUUGAGACUAAUUUUCACAAACUUGCAAAGUUAGCGCUAGCGCUGAAGUGAAGCUAAUGCUAAUGCUAAGCCUUUAGUCUUUAGACAACAACAAACCAUUUUUUAGUAAUAAAGUUGUGAAUAUAGCCCAUAAAUAUCUUUACGUUUCAGCUGAACUGUGUUUUGAUGCUAACAGGCGUCGUUAGCUUAUGUUGCUAGCGUUAGCUGUUCUCAUGAAUUAAACUUCCUGCAGAGGUGGGUGAAGGAGCGGCCCUUUCUCUCUCGAUGGUUCCUGUCUUGUCUCUUCCUGUGUCCUCCCUGUCCUCGGGGGGUUUGUCUCCUCGUCUGUCCCGUCUGCGUGUGCGGCCAUAUGAAUACUGGACUUCCAUUCGAAUGCACAUGGACUGUUUUUAUUGUAUUUAUUUGGAGCCCAGGCGUGUUUCUGCGUGAGUUUAAUUGUCUGCAAUGACUUGAGAAGAAGCCAUGUAUUAAAAUGUCACAUUUAUGCUGCAGAGUUGUUGAGGAUCUGUGUUUCUGUUGCUGUGGCCCGACCGGCUGCUCCAGGGCUCGGCAGGAGGGACUCGGACUCGGACUAGCAAUAAGAAUCCAAAAGCUUUAUGUAGAUUUUCCUGUGUGAGUCGAGAACAGUCUGUCUGGGUCUGGUGGUUCUGUGUACUUUUAGUUUUCUCCUAUGACAUAAAUGCAUAUAAAACUGUGAAAAUCUAUUGUGAUUAAUUAAAGGGUGAGUUUUAGGUUAGGUUUUUUUGCAUGUUAAUCUAAUUUGUUGAUGAUUUGUCCUUUCUCCAUCACUUCUUGUGCUACACACAUAUAUAAAAAUACCAUAUAUAACCUCGCUCUCAGGGUCUUUCACACAUCCAUGGUUUGAAAUGCUUCUUGCUGUUUCCUCCUGAGUCGCCGCUUGUCCAGAUUCCUGUCUGUUUAGAGACGACAUCAUGAUUCAGAUCUGUCAAUCACUACAUUUAGCACUUGACUGUGAACUCGUCGUUACCAGACACAGAAAAUGUGGUUUGAUUUUUGGUCUCCAAACUCUCUGAUCUGAAGCCUUUUCUGUUUUAUUUAAUGAGUUUUUCUUUGUGUACUGGACCUCAAUCACAAAGCAUUAUAGAAACCCAGUCUGGACCUUUUCUGUCCCCUGCUGUUGGCAACAUGACAGUUUCACAGAGUCUAGAGAUGUAAGCCUCCUCUGUAUUCAACCCAAUAAGAAAAAGCAAUAAAGAUUAUGUAAAGGAAA
Molecule: messenger RNA, 8069 nt
Organism: Poecilia reticulata (guppy)
Lineage: Eukaryota; Metazoa; Chordata; Actinopteri; Cyprinodontiformes; Poeciliidae
Source: RefSeq, a predicted model, not a curated record